Molecule: messenger RNA, 717 nt
Organism: Eutrema salsugineum
Lineage: Eukaryota; Viridiplantae; Streptophyta; Magnoliopsida; Brassicales; Brassicaceae
Exons: 6
Coding region: 124-525 (133 amino acids)
Source: RefSeq, a predicted model, not a curated record
CGAACAGAGGACGAAGCAAAACAGUUAACAGAGAGUUAAACCCUACGACCCAAAAACAAAAGAGAAGAAGACAGACAAAAUAUCGUUUGGGUUUCUCGGGCUCUUCUUCUCCCUAAGCAGAAAAUGACGGAUUCAGGGCAUGAGAUCGGAAUCAGAUGCCAUCAUUGCGCAGGCCCUCUUACGAAAAAUUUGGAAACCAGUGAGUGGACUGUGGCUCCGUUCAUCAGGGAUAGCUUUUCUAUGAUUGGAUCAGCUGUUGGUGGUACUGCAAGUGCAUUCAUUGGAUUUAACCAUGUGAUGCCAAUUGUACGCAAGUGGAUAAAAGGGCCCAUGUGGUUACAUUUUCUUGUUGGAGCACCGCCUGUUAUAGUUCUUUCAUCAGCAUGUGCUGGACUAGCAGGUGGCACUGUACCAGCACUGGCACAGCUUGCUUCAUCUUCAUACCGAGCAGCAGUCCAUUCGUCUCAGCCACCGCAGCCACAAGAGAAUAACAAAAUGCACAAAUCUACAACAUCUCCUCUGUGAAACACACACUGCAGCUUUCACUUUUGUUCAUUUUCCUUUCUUCUCUUUGUAUGACCAUCUUUUAUUUAAGAGAUAGGUUCUUGAUGUAAAUGCUUCUUAUUUUAUGCAACUCUCUAGUGCUAAAGAAAUCUUAAUCCCGUGCCAAUGGCUUGAUUGUUUUGGUAUUUCAGCGUCUAUGGAAUGAAAUAUAGA